Messenger RNA from Dromaius novaehollandiae (emu), 1367 nucleotides. RefSeq names its product enoyl-CoA hydratase domain containing 2 (gene ECHDC2). The record is from RefSeq and is a predicted model, not a curated record. Gene Ontology annotation, cellular component: mitochondrion. The coding region runs from base 464 to 1174 and encodes 236 amino acids. Gene Ontology annotation, biological process: fatty acid beta-oxidation. The transcript has 9 exons. Gene Ontology annotation, molecular function: catalytic activity. Lineage: Eukaryota; Metazoa; Chordata; Aves; Casuariiformes; Dromaiidae.
CUGUAAACAUGUUUGGAAUUAUGAUCAAUAACUAAAUGCGAUGAGAAUAGCAGACUAAUUUGUGGGAAAUCUUGAGACAAAAUCUUUUGCUGAAAGUCAGUGUAGGCUACAUCGGGGCAAGGCAUCUUGGCCUGAAGAAAAAGGGAUUGGGAUAUGUGUACGUUGCGGUAAUGUCACAUAAAGGCUGAACAGAGAUACUGGAACUAGAUUUAAGUUAGCUGACUCAGACGCAAGUUAAUGUGUCUUACUUCUCUUGAGUAAUUAUGACAAAAACAUACUCAGUGUCAGGCCUUAGCAGAUGAUCUGCUCGAGGUCAGUACAUUCCAGAGAAAGUCUGGCUCAAGGCUGGGCAGGAGGAAGGACAGUUUAAGGUACAGCAGAAGUUCACCUUUGAAUGGAGGAAAAGAGAUGGGGAAACCUGUCAUCCUGAAACUUAUGGAAGAAUCCUGCUGGCUCUACAGAGAUGAUUUCCAUAUAUAAUAUGCUGUUCAGUGCUCUGGAACAUCUCCGCUUCGAUGAGAAGGUUCGUGUGGUGGUGUUCAAAAGUGAAGUUAAAGGUGUAUUUUGUGCUGGUGCAGACUUAAAGGAACGUGAAAAGAUGGACGACGCAGAAGUCGGGCUCUUUGUUAAAAGGCUGAGAAGUCUCAUGGAUGAAAUAGCUGCACUGCCUGUACCCACAAUUGCUGCAAUAGAUGGCUAUGCAUUGGGUGGUGGACUGGAACUGGCGCUGGCUUGUGACCUUCGAGUAGCAGCUUCAUCAGCUAAAAUGGGCCUUAUUGAGACCACGAGAGGGCUUCUUCCUGGAGCAGGUGGAACCCAGCGCUUGCCUAGAUGUGUUGGAGUAGGUCUUGCAAAGGAACUCAUUUUCACGGGUAGACAGAUCGAUGGACAACAGGCCUUCUCAAUGGGAUUAGUAAAUCACGCAGUGCCACAGAAUGAUCAGGGUGAUGCAGCUUACCAGAGAGCGUUAACUUUGGCUAAAGAAAUCCUUCCUCAGGCUCCAAUUGCUGUGAAAAUGGGAAAACUGGCAAUAAACAGAGGAAUAGAGGUUGACAUUGCAUCAGGGAUGGCUAUCGAGGGGAUGUGUUAUGCCCAGAAUAUUCCCACAAGAGACCGUCAGGAGGGGAUGGCCGCCUUCAGGGAGAAAAGACCACCUCGGUUUAUUGGCAAAUAAUGCUUCCUGGCUUCCCCUUGAUUUUUUUUGAAGGUAGCUUGGGAGUGCAGAGGAGCCACUAAUUUCUUGGGAUUAGUUUUAUGACUGCAUAUAAACUUAACUCUUUGCCAUGGACUGCAUUUCUAAAUACUCCACUGGAUCUUUUGUUGUUGGAAGAAUUCCUAAAUAAAAAGAUUUAACUUUGUAAAGCUGA